GAGAGAGAGAGAGAGAGAGAGAGCGAGAGAGAGCGAGCGCCGGGAGAGGAGCUGUUCAUAUUUCACUGCUUGCCGAGAAACGACCAUUUACAUGUUGGAUUCUGAAUCAUUUUAAAGAAAAAGACUCGACUCCCGACGGAAUUGAACUCUUUCUCGUUUUGAGCCGACCUCCAAAGAUCAACCACGAUUCGAAACCACAGACGUGUCCUGCAGCCAUGAGGAGCAGUGGAGAUCGCUAAGAAGUGUUUGUGCCAGGAGUGACGUCCGCGCCUUUGCCACUUCACUGUGACUCGCCGAGGUCUAUCCGGGGAGGCGUGGUCCUGCCCCACUGAAACAACAUGUGCAUUGGAAGCAGAGGACAAAGCCAGCGUGUGGAGCCCCUGCUCGCUCCUCUGAGCUCGGGAUGCGCUCUUCCCUACAGCCUUUCCCGUUCUCCCCUUUGCCCCGUUUUACGGCCCUGAUACCGCACCGGGUGCCAUGAGCAUGUACAGAGACCCUGGCCCUCUCUCUCAGCCCCUUCCCCCGGUUCACCUGCGCCUGCCGCUCCACAAUGGCCACUCGUCCCCGGCCGAGGCCAACCUAUCUCGCGUCUCCGUGCCCAAGAUGGGCGUACGAGCUCGCAUCGCCGAUUGGCCCCCAAGGAGGGAGCCGUCCCGAGAGUCGCUGCUAGAAAACGGGCAGGGUGUGACACCAGAGAGCGGAAUUGGCGAGGAGGGGUUUAACCGAGGGAUGGCAAUGGCAAGGGUGCCACAGCUCCGAUGCAGCAAAGAUGCAGAGUUUCGAGAGGGACGGACUCCGAGGAAUGUCCCGGGUUCUCCUGCACGUCUCCGGAUCCCGGGUUUCGCCCCUCUGCGGCAGCGUUCUAGCAGCGAAAUCACGCUGAGCGAACAGGAUGAAACAGAAGUGGAUGGUCGUCUGUUCCGGGUGUACGGCAGCACGUCGUCCAUCAACGUCCAGGCCGUGCCCGAGGAGAGCUUCUUCGACAUGCUCAGUCAGUUCCAGCAGGAGAUGCCGGACCAACGCAGUGCUGCCCCCGCCAGGCUGGGAGAACUACUGCGAGCUGAAUCCUCACACCACCCAUCCCCUUCUCCCGUCCCCUCCCUCCCUCACUCUGAAGACCGCCCCGAGAGCCGUGUGCGCAAGAAGAGCGGCGGCACAGAAUCGUCUCUCGGGACCUCGUCCCUGUUUCGGAAGCUUCGCAACGCCAACAGGGGGGAUCCCGAAGCAUCGCGCGGUGACUCCGAGGAGACACGACAGUCGGAGGCGUCACUCAAACUAUGGAUGUGUGUACGUAGCUUUGCACACUACGACGCCCAGAGCUGCUUGUUUGACCUACACGAGGCAGCCGCCCAACGCAGCUACGCGGCCCAAAGACGUAACACAGCCACAGGAGCAUCCUCGGCGUCUGCCGCAUCCUCGGCAGCCGUCUCCUUGGCUGUGAGUCGCGCUCUGGCUCUGGGCGGAGCCGAACCCACUUUCUCUAGUACGGACGACCUAAGUUUGCUUAUGGAGGGAUCUACCUUGAGCGUGGAAGCCUCGGACUCAGCAGGACAGGACAGCUCGAACUCGGGUCCUCAGCAUCAGCUCCUGCUUACCUGCCCCAACUUCCUGAACGAGACCGGGAGUUACGGGGAGCGCAAUGUGAGCUUCCUGAGCUCGUGGGCAGAGCGCGGGGAGGCCAGGCUGCGUAUGCGCUGUACUAACGCCAGCGUGGCUGUGUUGGAGGUGGGGCCAGAAGAGCAGGCCACACGCAUGGACAGACUGCAGCAUCACUGCAUAGAGCAUGUGGACCUGGGAGCCCGAUACUUCCGUGAAUACUUCCAUGGGAAAGAGCACUGGAACUAUUUUGGAACAGAUGACAAGUUGGGGCCCGUGGCUCUGAGCAUCCGCAGAGAGAAACUGGACGACACCAAAGAUCUGAAGGACCAAUACCAAUACCGCAUCAUCUUCCGUACCAAUGAGAUGGUGACGCUGCGAGGCUCUGUCCUGGAGGACGGCGUGCCCUCCACAGCGAAACACGGGACGGUGCGGGGUGUGCCCCUAAAGGAGGUGCUGGAGUUUGUGCUGCCGGAGCUGAGCUUGUCGUGUCUGCGUCUGGCUCUCAGCACCCCCAAAGUCACCGAGCAGCUGCUCAAACUGGACGAGCAAGGCCUGAGCCAGAAGCAUAAGGUGGGCAUCUUGCUGUGUCGAGCAGACCAGAGCACCGAGGAGGAGAUGUACAACAACGAGGAGGCUACACCGGCCUUCACCGCCUUCCUGGAGCUGCUGGGGGACACGGUGUGUUUGAAGGGCUUCAACAAGUACGCUGCCCAGCUGGACACCAAGACGGACUCCACCGGGACACACUCCUUGUACACCACCUACCAGGACUACGAGAUCAUGUUUCAUGUCUCUACAAUGCUUCCGUACAUGCCCAACAACCCCCAGCAGCUCCUGAGGAAGAGGCAUAUAGGGAACGAUAUAGUGACCAUCAUCUUCCAGGAGCCGGGCGCUCUACCGUUCACGCCCCAGAACAUUCGCUCUCACUUCCAGCAUGUCUUUGUGAUCGUUCGUGUUCACAGCCCCUGUUCCGAGAACACCUGCUACAGUGUGGCCGUGACGCGCAUGAAGGACGUGCCCCCGUUCGGACCGCCCCUGCCUCCCAGCGGCGCGACCUUCCGCGACCCAGCCAUAUUCCGUUCCUUCCUCUUGGCCAAGAUCAUCAACGCUGAGAACGCUGCACACAAGUCAGAGAAGUUCCACACCAUGGCUGCUCGCACUCGGCAGGGCUACCUGCGAGACUUGGCUGAGAACUGCGCCAGCAGCACACCGCUCGACACGAGCGGCAAGCUCAACAACCUCAUCUCGCUCGCCUCCAAGAGGCGCGAGAGAGUACGGGCACGCCAGGGGGCGGAGUUCGGUGCCGCCGGAGCGUUGGCCUGGCGGGUAGUGGCGCAAGAUUUCAGCGGGGGCGGAGCGGAGCUUCCGUGUGUGCUGGCCAUCUCCGCCGAGUACGUAGUGCUGGCCGACUGCUCCACGAAAGAGGUGGUGUUCAACUGCUUCUGCGCCGAUGUGAUCGGCUGGACGGCCGAGAGGUUGAACUUAAAGCUCUUCUAUGGCCGAGGGGACCACGUGGCACUGCGUGUGCCUGAGGGCGGAGCCCAGGACAUCAGAGAGGUGGUUCAGAGGCUGAAGGUGCUGACAGUCGGCUGCGAGACGGUGGACAUGACGCUGAGACGGAAUGGUCUGGGCCAGCUAGGUUUCCACGUGCGCUUGGACGGCACCGUUUCCGAGGUGGAGGAGUACGGCUUCGCCUGGCAGGCGGGCCUUCGUCAGGGCAGCCGACUGGUGGAGAUCUGCAAGGUCGCCGCGGUGACACUCACACAUGACCAGAUGAUCGACCUGCUCCGCACGUCAGUCACCGUUAAAGUGGUCAUAAUCCCACCGUUCGAGGAGGGAGGGGCCCGCAGGGGCUGCACAGAGGAACACGAGAUGAAGACUCAGGAGCAGAAAGGCGAUGCAGAGCCGAUGGCAGCGAGUUACCGUUCCAGCCAGCGAGGUCCGGCGUGGCGUUGGGACAGCCCCCCUACCGCCCCAUCAGCUCAGCGCUGGACUCCCGUGGGGCCUCCGUCAGGUCCCAGCCGAACACACAAGGGCCUGGUGCCUGUCCCAUACAGAGAGCCGCAACACAUCCCCGCUAAAAGACCUGUCAGUUACCCUGAGAACCAUUACAGCGUGUCUCCAGUAGGGGCAGAUCGAAGUCUGCCCUACCGCAACCCCUCAGCUAGUUUCUCCAGCCCUGGAUCGGCUCUCAGCACUGCAGCCCUGAGCGGCCCGUUCGUCCGGUACAAACCCUCUCCAGACAGGUUCGGCUCGGCCCAGCGCUCCCUCCAGCCGUACGAAGCUCAUUUGACUCUUGAUGGAUCCAGUGGAGAUUCCUCAUCCGGCUUCACCAGCCAGGAGAGCACUAUGGAGCGCAGCAAGACAGAGCCCAUGUGGCAUGUUGCAGCUCCGUCUCGGAGUGCAUCCGGGGGCGGAGCUCAGAGGCGACAGGCUCGGCAGGAUUUGCAGGGGAAGGAUUCGCCAAACCGACACUCAAAGGGCGAGACGCAGUACUCCAGCCACUCCAGCAGUAACACUUUGUCCAGUAACGCCUCCAGCAGCCACAGUGACGAACGCUGGUUUGACACCAUGGGUGCUAGCACCUCCGGUGCCCUCAGUGACCCUUGUGAUCCCUGUGACCCCGACCCCAUGGGGAAAGGAGGCUCUAGCGACAGUGGCAUCGAUGCCUCUACUCUGUACGCGCCUGCCUCCAGCAGCAAAUCAAGCAAACUGAGCCGGAGUCAUGCGGGAACGCCUCAUAAGAGUCUUCACUCUUCAGCCACCUACAGCGGCCUGCACGAGCUCUCUGCCCCUACAGCCAGAGUGGGGGAGGGGCUCCGGCGAGAGUCGUCACCCGUCAUAACCGCCUCAGCCAAUCCAAGCAAGAGUUACCACACGCGCACCUUCCCUCCACCUGGCUCAGCCAGCACAGACAACUUCAAACCCAGAGCCUGCUACACCCCUCAAAGCUUCAAGACCCCAGCUGUGCCUGAUAAGCCCCGGGCUUUCCGAUCCUCCACGGUCACGCCCACUUCAGGUUCAGCCCAGCUGUCCACCUCCGCCCCCAAAUCCUUAUAUGGUAAAACCAAGCAGGGUGCAUGGCAGCAGGAAGAGAGCAGCACAGCCACUAUGACCUCUACUUCCAGCAGCACAGACAGCAACAGCAGCAAGCAGGUGGACUUAAACAGUAAGAACGUGUUUGGUCAGCCGCGUCUGAGAGCCUCUCUGAGGGACCUGCGUUCUCCUCGGCGUCCGGCGCAAAAGAGCACCAUCGAGGACGACUUGAAGAAACUUAUCAUCAUGGACACACCAGCCGACACACACCAAGAAUCUUCUCCUCGGAAGACCCUUCAGCGGACCUUCUCAGAUGAGAGCUUAUGUAGUGGGCGGAGAGACUCGAGCUUUGCCAGCACGCCCCUCUUUGAUGGACAGGCUUCGCCCAGCGACCUGCUCUUCACGAGCACACUGCCCACCCGUCGCCAUGGCAGCAGCACCAACCAUAGCGCCCUGUUGCCCAAUAAGAAAGUGCCAUUGUCUGCAUCAGAGCUGUCUCUGACGGAGGUGAGGGAUAAAGUGCCCCCCCUGCGUAGACUCGAUCCCGGCCUCAUGCCCCUUCCUGACACGGCAAGCGGUCUCGAGUGGUCGAGUCUCGUCAACGCUGCCAAGGCCUACGAAGUGCAAAGAGCAGUUUCACUCUUCUCGCUGUCUGAGCCUCAUGUUAGAGGAGCAGAACUGAGACCUGUGAGAAGUCCAGUUCCCUUUCACACACCACAGACCACCCGCACUACACCCACCAUCAGCAGUGAUGAGGUUUCUGGAGAUCUGUCUGGCCGACUGUACCACCUUGAGGUCAUGUUAAAGCAGCUGAAUAAUGAUCUGGAGAAGGAGAAGCAGGAUAAGGUGGCUUUGCUGGCUGAGAUGGCUCACCUGAGGGAGAACAACCAGCGUCUGCAGGAGGAGUCUCUCUCCGCUAGCGAGCAGCUCCGCAAGUUCAGUCAGCUCCUCUCCUCCCCAUCAGACAGGAAGUGAACUCUUGACUCGCUCUCUAUAAGGAGAGGAAGCUAAAAUCAGAGGUGGCAGUUAGAACAAGGGAGAUUAUGGACAACUCCCAUACCUGAGCUGUUCACACACAGCAGGAUGUCCUCACUGCCCUUCACCUCACCUCUCUCCACACAAGACUGAACACUGAGACUGCGAAGGAUUACAGAUGAAAAAGGAUGGAAAGUGCAGAGAGAGAGAGAGAGAGAACGAGAAACCAACACACCUUUGAGUCACUUUGGGGCUGCAGAUCUUUAACUGGAAGAAGAAAAGACCUACAUAGGCAUCCCUAUUUUUUAGAACUCAUGCCAAGUACGUCCCAGCGCCUUGUACGGGAGCGUCAUGAAUACAUUCCCUUCACAGCUAUUUUCCCAACUAUUGCUUUAUUUUUGUAACGGACAUGUCUUACCAAUAGUAAGCCAGCUGAACAGCUGAAAUAUUCAGAUCGUACAGCUUGCAUUCAGAGAGGCCUAUUACUACUGCACAUGCAGCUCUUCAGCCAAAAAGAGAGAGGGACUGUGAUCCUAUGCCGAGACUACACUUCCCAGCAUGCAGCACUGUAAGAGCCUGCCAAGGGAGAACAUGGUACUGUAGUUUUAAACUGAGGUACAAUUCUCUUGGACUGACCCACAGGUUUUUAUAUAUAUAUAUAUAUAUAUAUAUAUAUAUAUAUAUAUAUAUAUAUAGGUACAUGGAAUGCAAGAAGAUAUCAAGAUAUUGUAAUUUAAUGUUAUAAACACAUCAGGGUGCUACCUGUUGGUAUGCAACCCUCUGCUUAAACAUUGUAAAUGAUCUUAAAGGAAUGGUUCAAUGAAAGUACACCAACCAAUAAAGGUUGUGCUUUUGUACUUCUCAGUAAUGUAAAUAUCAAGCGAUGGACAUCACUUCCAUAUUUCACCCAAAAUCCUUUCCAUAAACACACACUCUUCUUCAUAUAAAGGAUAAAAGCUUUUGUUUAAAAUAGAAGGCAUUUGGCACGUGCGUAACGUUCAGCUUCCUGCUUUAAAUAUUCGACAGGUCCAGCUCUUGCUCGUGAUCAUUCCAAACUGGGGGAAAAAAAGUGAUUCUGGCUUUCCAAUUUCCUGCCGCCUUAUUGAUUUUAUUUCGUUGUUGUUUUUUAGAUUUCUGUAAGUGAUGCUAUAUAUGACCUUAUACCACAGCACAGCUGAAUUCUUAAUUCUGAUUGGUCAGAUGUUGAUUAUUGUUCUAUAACAGUAGCUCUGACAGUAAUGCUGGCUGAAAGGCAAAAAUUAACUCGUUCUAACACGUUAUGGUUUACAUCGUAUCAACUAAUUGACGCUUCGCUUAAUAUAAGCAUCAAACUAUCGAUAUGAUGACGUUUUCUGUAAGAAUAAAUUUAUUUCAAAUGUACGGAAGGAGUCUCCGGUGUCAGCACGUCGUAACAGUUAGUACGUUUCUCUACACAGGAAGGUCUUGAGCUUUAUAACAUGAAAAGCUGAGAUUUUUUUUCUUUUCUUUUUUUUUUUUUUAAAAGAGAGGACGAAUUGCUGUGGUAUAAGAUGAGGGAAACACUUCAGGAAGUGCUGUUAUAAGAAAGUAAUCAGGGUGGGGAUGGAAUCAUUAAUCGCACAUUGUGCCACCAGGUCGUUGAUUAUUUUCCUAUAACAGCACGUCCCUAAGUGUUCUAUAGUUUAUUUAAAAGUCUGUGUAACUUUUCUGAAGAUCUGGAUGCAGGAUUUUAUUAUUUUUUUCUAAAAUUUGGUCAUUUUUUCCAAUUCCCACCCGAUAUCUAUUGCUCCCCUAUCACACCACGGCUACUAACGAGAGUGUGAAGACAUGAAGCCGGCUGUCACAGGGCAGCUGAACGUUAAGAGGAAAGCUUUAUCUGCCCUCUUCCGCUUACAUGAGUAUGCCAUCCCUCUCACCCAGCGAGCACGACCAGUUUUGCUCCCUCAGUCCUUCCGGAUACAGAUUGAAGCAUGUUUAUGGAAACAAUCUUGGGUGGAAAAAAAAAAAAGACUCUCAUUACUUGGCAGCAAACGAAAUAUCACUCGGCCGACCGGCUAGGUUUUCGCUGAGCCAUUCCCUUAAUGACGGUCAUAUCUGAGCUGAGACACCAUGACAUCAUGUACUGCAUGUCCUGUUCUCACAGUGCUGGUUUCUACGUCCUCCAAGUGACACCCUUUCUUAGACACAGAGUCAGUACUUGCGUUAUUCUUCAUACGAUACGUCCCCCGUGUGUACCGUUUCUCCACGACUAGACGUGAUUGUAGAUCAGUCAGCCCGUCUCCACGUGGUGUCGUGCAGGAACUGAACGCGGAGGCGCAUCUCUUCUUAAAGCGUCGCCGCCAGUACUGUUGAACAGAGUUACUGUAAAAACACAGGACCAAUUCGAGCGACUGCUCAUAGAACUGUGAUGCUCAUCUCGUUUUCCCCUUCCUGCGCUUUGGCAUCGCACUGUGCGUGUAAACUCCCGUCUUCUUCGUCGAAUCGAGACACUGUACGUCUGUAUGCAACAGAGACACAACAGCGCCUGCGCUCGUUUAGCACAGCGCCUUCCACACAUAAUAUAUUUUUCUAUUUACCUCUCAGUUUAGGUGCAUCAGGUGACACGACUGUUGGCUGUUUUUAAAAACCGAGAACAAACCGAUCCAUGUCUGGGUUAUGUACUUAUUCUGGUUUCCUCAUCCCCUGCACUGUCUAUAAAGAGUUUAGUCGCUCUUCAUGAUGCUUUUUUUUUUUUUUUUGAAAGCAUUAGAGCAGUUUAUAGAGUUACAGAAACUAAAUUAGCCAGUAGGUUUAAUCCAGAACAGUUGCUCAUUUGCUGUCAGUAGGUACUGUGUGUAUAUGAGCUUUAAUAUGGCAUAUUGAAAAGACGCAACCCCGACUGUCCCUUUAAUCUGGUCUAACUGGAAAACAUUGUCUCAGCGCUCAGGAGCCACUAUUCACCCUCGACGGCCUGAACUAUUUAUUCUAUUUAUUUUUUGCGUCGGCCAGAGGGAUGGUGUUAUGUUUUAUAUUCUAUAACUAACUAAUAGGAGUCAACACACACACACAAACACACACACACACUCACACCAAGAGGGAGCUGUUUAGACUGGAAAAUACAAUAUAUUAGUACAAAAAAAUGCGAGGAAAAAUCCACCCUGAAGAACUUUAUAAUGAACCUGAUUUACAAGAUGUUUUUUCUUUUUCUUUUUAUUGCCCCCCCCCCCCCCCCCCCCCCAGUCUGUUUUUAUUGUUUCCCCACAUUACCCACAAUGCCGUUUGACUACUUACCUGUUGGUGCAGUGGGGUUCAGCUCUAACGUCAUUCCUUACCUGAAGAGAUCGAUGCAGCAGCACUUUAAUCUUUUAGUCUGUCUAGCUCUGACAGAUCGUGCUAUGUUGGAUUUCUCGUUAAUACGAUGAUGAACAUCGGUGGGGGUGGGGGUGGGAGUGUGUGUUUUUGGGGGGGGUGGGAGUGUGACUAAUAGAAGAAGCUCUUACUCUUUUGUUUUUAGGAGCCAACAGCAAAGCACGAACAAUUCUCUCUUGUGUUUUAAAUUGUUUUUUUCUUUUUCUUUCCCCUCUUUAAGUGCACUAGCAAUAACUGGGUCUUCCUGUGACAUCAGCGUGGCACACAACCGCUAACUUAUACAGCACCAACCAUCAGAUUUGCACCAGAAUCACUAACACAUCAGAAAUAUAUCAAUAUAAACAUAUAUCAUGUGCUUCAGGGUGGAGGAUUCCUUUAAAUCCUAGACAAUUUAAAGUUGCAACUAUAUUUUGGUGUCUUGUUUUGUUGUUUUUUUUGUUUUUUUAUUCAGGUUGUUUUUUUUUUUUUAACUGAAACUAAACUGGACCAUUUCAAAAUAUCUCAUCGUAGAUAAAAUUAAUUCUAGAAAUACGAUAGAGCCUGUUACUCGUGUAAUAUCCCCCUCCAUUACUACUCGUUAUCCUCGUCAGCCUUCUUCCUCGCUAAACGCCUGAAUCAGGUCAUCCUCUCCUCACCAGCUACGUGUGUGUGUGUGUGUGUGUGUGUGUGCCACUUCAACACACACUCACGGCCUCGUGCGAAGCUCUGCGUGCUGAUUAUACGCACCAUCGGCUGUCUUAAUUCUUUAGUUUGUUCAAGGGUGGAGGUGUUUUUAAUGUCUUAUUUGAUAAGUAAUCUACAGCUAGCUGAACCUGUGCACCUGAGUAAAUCAUUAAACUAUAGUCCAGCUGUAAAACUUGCUGUGUCGUAUGUGUAAAGAUUCGGAUUAUUUAUUUUGAAUAUACUCUCUCUGUCUCUCUCUAUCUCUCUCUCUCUCUCUCUCACUGUGUGUCUCUCUCUCUUUCUGUGUGUGUGUGUGUGUGUGUGUGUGUGUGUGUGUCUCUCUUUCUCUGUCUCUCUCUCUUUCUCUCUGUCUCGCUCUCUCUUUUGACACAUCAGCCAUUUUUCAGUGAAAAAAAAAAGGAAUUUUGGUUGAUUUUUUUUUAAAGUCAUAUGUGACAUGUUUGAUUUCUGCUCUUUUGUAAAAUGCUCGUUUUCCUUGUUUGGUUUUUUUUAAUGAUGUGUGUUAAUUUUGUAAUGUUAAUUUUCUUUUUUUUUUUUCUUGUAUGCCGCCCUUCUUAGUUUGAUUUAUGCCUCGUAAAAUCUGAUAACUGAUUAAUCUUUCAGUUUCUUCUGGGAACCUCAUAUUGAUGAGUGUACAUUUGAUAAGUGUAAAUUAUGUUUUCAACAUUUUAUAAAAAAAUAUAUAUAUUAAAAAUAUUUCUGAUUGAA
This is a messenger RNA of Ictalurus punctatus (channel catfish), 10329 nucleotides long. RefSeq names its product signal-induced proliferation-associated 1 like 3 (gene sipa1l3). The coding region runs from base 478 to 5610 and encodes 1710 amino acids. Gene Ontology annotation, cellular component: cytoplasm; plasma membrane; Golgi apparatus. NCBI's taxonomy places the organism in Eukaryota, Metazoa, Chordata, Actinopteri, Siluriformes, Ictaluridae. The record is from RefSeq and is a predicted model, not a curated record. The transcript has 22 exons. Gene Ontology annotation, biological process: regulation of small GTPase mediated signal transduction; activation of GTPase activity; epithelial cell morphogenesis. Gene Ontology annotation, molecular function: protein binding; GTPase activator activity.